AUUGGCACCAAAAUUCUUACAUCAAUACAAGAAUACAGCGAAAAUAAUAGAUGGAAAGGCUAUCGCAAAAUCCAUUCGAAAAAAAAUAUCCGAUGAAGUUUAUCAAUUGAAAAGUAAAUACCUUAGCUUUAAGCCUCGACUUGCGAUUGUUCAGGUUGGAAAUAGGGAAGAUUCCGUAGCAUAUGUGAAACAGAAAGAACUAGCCGCUAGAGAGGCUGGAAUUGAUUUUAUUUUACAAAAAAGGGACGAAUCAAUUACCGCGAAUGAGCUCUCGAGAUUGGUUCGUGAACUAAACCAAGAUCCAUCGAUUCAUGGAGUGUUGGUUCAACUUCCUUUACCGGAACAUAUUGAUGAAAGAUGUGUUAUUGAAUCUAUUGAUCCAAAAAAAGAUGUUGAUGGAUUUCAUACAAAUAAUAUUGGAAGGUUGGUUAAAAGACGUGACGAUCCUAUAUUUUUACCAUGUACACCUAAAGCAAUUAUAGAAUUAUUGGAUCAAACUGGAAUAAAUAUUUCAAGCAAGCGCGCCGUCGUGGUUGGUCGUAGUGAUAUUGUGGGAUUUCCCACAUUUACACUAUUAUUGAAAAGAAAUUCUACGGUUACGUUGUGUCAUUCCAUGACGGCCAACCUUCCCGAGAUUGUUAAAACAGCUGAAAUCCUAGUGGUGGCUAUUGGAAAAGCCGAAUUCAUAAAAGGCGAUUGGAUAAAUCCUGGUGCUGUAGUCAUCGAUGUUGGAACUAAUGCGAUAAAAGAUCCUACAAAAAAAUCGGGCAUUCGAUGGGUAGGCGAUGUAGAAUUUUCAUCCGCCUCUGCAGUAGCAUCUUAUAUAACACCAGUUCCUGGUGGUGUAGCUCCGGUGACAGUUGCAAUGUUAUUACAAAACACAGUAGAAAGUGCUAAAAGGUUUCUGAAAGAAAGUAACGAACGCAAGAUAUCCACAUUGACACUGAAACGGGUUGUACCUGUUCAAAGCGAUAUCGAUAUCGCAACUUCACAUACACCUAAACCUAUUAAAAUUCUGGCUAAAGAAUUAGGGCUGGCCUCAAAUGAAUUAUUUCAUUUUUUAUUAAGUUUAACUGUUAAUACUAUUAACCACAUUAUUAAACUUAUUUAUAGCAUAACGCCAACACCAUUAGGUGAAGGAAAAUCUACAACCACCGUUG
Messenger RNA from Dentiscutata erythropus, 1160 nucleotides. The record is from the annotation of a GenBank genome assembly. NCBI's taxonomy places the organism in Eukaryota, Fungi, Glomeromycota, Glomeromycetes, Diversisporales, Gigasporaceae.